Messenger RNA from Lachnellula hyalina, 1563 nucleotides. RefSeq names its product Serine O-succinyltransferase (gene cysA). Gene Ontology annotation, biological process: L-homoserine metabolic process. The record is from RefSeq and is a predicted model, not a curated record. Gene Ontology annotation, molecular function: homoserine O-acetyltransferase activity; L-serine O-acetyltransferase activity. Lineage: Eukaryota; Fungi; Ascomycota; Leotiomycetes; Helotiales; Lachnaceae. Bases 1 to 1563 code for a protein of 520 amino acids. The transcript has a single exon.
AUGAACCCCACAAGGAGGAGUAUUGUCGCCGCAGCGCGAAUAUCAAUACGGCCUACAAAAAUCCCAAGAAACUCCUGGGCAAGAAACUCAUCAACAGCCACCAAUCCGCCUCCCACAUCAAAACAACAAAACGGCACACGAUCUUUCCACGCCAAACCCCCCCAAAAUGCCGGUCUGGCAGAAGCCUCAAAUCCCGCAAUGGCAUUUCCCUGUCUCGACGCCCUAGAAUCCAAAACUGCAACACUCGAAGCGCGCUCUAUGGCCAGCGGCCCCGAGCCAUCCUAUACCAGCGGCGCAACACUCUCGUAUCACUGCUCCGAACCUCUUCUCCUCGACUGGGGCGGUGUCCUUCCUUCUUUCAAUAUAGCCUAUGAAACAUGGGGUUCUCUAAACGCAGACAAAUCCAACGCAAUCUUAUUACACACCGGUCUCUCAGCAUCAUCACAUGCGCAUUCCACAGAACGGAAUCCGAAGCCAGGGUGGUGGGAGAAGUUCAUUGGCCCUGGAGGCUGUCUGGACACGGACAAAUAUCAUGUUAUAUGCACGAAUGUUAUCGGGGGCUGCUACGGGAGUACAGGACCAAGCAGUAUCGAUCCAGCAGAUGGCAACCGCUACGCUACUCGUUUCCCAAUCCUCACAAUGGAAGAUAUGGUACGCGCGCAAUUCCGGCUACUUGACGGACUUGGUAUAAACAAAUUGUAUGCAAGUGUUGGGGCAAGUAUGGGAGGUAUGCAAUCACUAGCUGCUGGGAUCCUUUUUCCUGAGAGAGUUGGGAGGAUAGCGAGUAUCUCAGGCUGCGCACGGAGCCAUCCGUACAGCAUUGCGAUGCGGCAUACGCAGCGCCAGGUCCUUAUGAUGGAUAAGAACUGGAGUCGGGGAUUUUACUACGACAACAUACCUCCUCACGCGGGUAUGAAACUCGCGAGGGAAAUCGCUACGGUUACAUAUCGAUCGGGCCCAGAAUGGGAGCAGAGGUUUGGGAGGAGGAGGGCUGAUCCGAGGAAGGUGCCUGCACUGUGUCCGGAUUUUUUGAUCGAGACGUAUCUGGAUCAUGCGGGAGAGAAGUUUUGUUUGGAGUAUGAUGCGAAUAGUCUGCUUUAUGUGAGCAAAGCUAUGGAUCUCUUUGACCUUGGCGCCGCGCAUCAAUCUGCCACUGCGGCUCGCCGUGCGGAAAGCUCAGAGCGGUUAGGGGCCAAAGAUCAGAGUUGGGAUGGAGCUACUUCUUGCAGUCUGACGCUUCCAGAUACACCAUACGAAGAACAGCCCGAAGCAGAAGCUCCCACUGAUCUCAAUGCGCCCGUGACACUUUCGUCCGCACCCCCACAAGAUUUGGUUCUAGGGCUGAAAGGCUUGCGAGAUCAUCCAGCGCUUAUCAUGGGCGUCGAGAGCGAUAUCUUGUUUCCGGCGUGGCAGCAGAGGGAGAUUGCUGAGACGCUGAAGAAGGGCGGGAAUAAGAAUGUUACGCACGUGGAGUUGGGACAGGACUUGAGUCUCUUUGGACAUGAUAGCUUUUUGUUGGAUUUGGAGCAUAUUGGGGGGAAUUUGAGGCAGUUCUUGGGAUAA